Molecule: messenger RNA, 741 nt
Organism: Rosa rugosa (rugosa rose)
Lineage: Eukaryota; Viridiplantae; Streptophyta; Magnoliopsida; Rosales; Rosaceae
Exons: 1
Coding region: 1-741 (246 amino acids)
Source: RefSeq, a predicted model, not a curated record
AUGGAUACCAUAGAUGUGAAACCUGAAAAUUUUGAUGGCCAAAACUUUAGGAGAUGGCAAAAACAAAUGAGGUAUUGGCUAACUAUCUUAGGGCUAGUUUCCACCUUAGAAGAUACAACUAGUGAGACUCCUUCAAAGAAAACCACACUUACAAUUUCCACUCCCACUAGUGAAACACAAAGCUCAAAAUCCACCACUCCUAAGAUGACAAAAGAUGAAAUAGAAUAUCAUUGUCACAAUAGGAUUCUUAGCACCCUUUCUAAUGAUCUCUACGAUGUCUAUCGUGAUACCACUAGUGCAAAGAGCCUUUGGGAAGAGUUAGAAGCUGAGUAUGGGUUAGAUGAUGCAGGCAUAGAUCGUUUUACUGUGUCAACCUUUAACAGCUACAAAAUGGUUGAGGAGAAAACCGUGAGUGUGCAAAUCCAUGAGUUUAAAGACCUCUUAAGAAAAGUAGAGUCAAAGGGAACGAAGUUUACCGAAGAAUUCAAAGUGUCUUGCCUCAUAGAUAAACUACCCCCUAGUUGGUCAAACUUUGCCAAGAGUCUUAGGCACAAACACGGAGAGUUAACCUUAACCAAAGUGUUUAACAACCUUAGGGUAGAUGAGAAGCAUAGGUUAGAGGAGCAGAUUGAAGAAGGAAAAUCUAAGGUGAAUCUAGUGGAGAAUUCAAACAAUAGGAAUAGGUUCCAACGUAGAAAGAAUUCCUUCAAGAGAACCAAUAGAAACAAUUCCUUCCACUAA